AUGGCUUGCUAUAAUUGGUUAGGAUUCUCCACUGUCCUUCCCAAGAAUGCAAAGGAUCGUUUCUUGCGGCAUGAAUUUAAUUGGCGGUCGAAAUCUCAGAAGCAGGGUGCUUGGGUGGUAUGGAUAACUACUAUUUGGAGUAUCUGGAAUCUCAGAAACAACAUCAUAUUUAGGCAUGGCAAUUUGGAUGUUGCUAAGCAUGUUGGUGUAACUGGCUUUUGUUUGGGGGGUGCUCUCUCUAUUGCCAGCGCUAACUUGGUUUCAAAUCUUGAUGCUGCUGUAGCUUUCUAUGGCUUUCCCUCUUCUGGGCGUGAAGACCCUACCAUACCCUAUUCUCCUCUUCAGACUCACUUUGGGGAGUUGGAAAAUUUUGUUGGCUUUUCGGAUGUUAAGAUUGCGAAGAAAUUCAAGGAGGAAUUGAAAUUGGAGGAUUUGAAUGAACCUAUAGCUUCAUAUGAAGUACACAUAUAUCCUGGCGUCGGACACGCAUUUAUGAACAGAUCUUCAGAAAGAAUUAAGAAGCGGAACAACAUGGAAUUGCCUGAUGAAGAUGAAGUUGCAGUUCAACUGUCUUGGUCUCGCCUCGAGAUAUGGAUGACAGAAUACUUAGCUAGUUAGAUAACCUUGAUAGAUAGGAUGCAAUAAUGCAAUUAAGACUUUAUUAUUUGUUAUUGUUGUGCUUGAUGUUUCCUUUAAAUUACGGUGGAACCGAUGCUGGGGAUCCAUUUGGUAUGAACGAGUAUUGGUCCGUAGUAUUUACUUUUAACAUAAUUAUUUUUUAAAAAAAGGAAACUACAUACUUUUGUUGUGCA
Molecule: messenger RNA, 812 nt
Organism: Lotus japonicus
Lineage: Eukaryota; Viridiplantae; Streptophyta; Magnoliopsida; Fabales; Fabaceae
Exons: 3
Coding region: 1-618 (205 amino acids)
Molecular function (GO): hydrolase activity
Source: RefSeq, a predicted model, not a curated record